Salvia miltiorrhiza (redroot sage) is the source of this 1365-nucleotide messenger RNA. RefSeq lists its product as uncharacterized. NCBI's taxonomy places the organism in Eukaryota, Viridiplantae, Streptophyta, Magnoliopsida, Lamiales, Lamiaceae. The transcript is spliced from 6 exons. The record is from RefSeq and is a predicted model, not a curated record. The coding region runs from base 464 to 895 and encodes 143 amino acids.
AAAAUCGUAAAAGGUCAUAUUCGUCUCAAAGAAUUCGUCCAUAAUCUUAAUCCAAAUCAGAUCCUGUGACUUCUUCACCUUCCGUUCGGAUGGAGAUUCGAAUUUAUGAAAACUUUCAGCUUCAAAUUGUAAUUUUUUUGGUUAUAAGAUCUGGUAGAACGAGCUUGUUCGAGAAACGACAACGGCGGCUUCGACUUCCAACCACAAGUGCAAUCAAGCGAAAGAACUACUGUUGGAGGUAUGGCGAUGAACCAGGACUCACUAAUCAUUGUAGAAGGUACAUGUCAGAAUUUAUAGAGAAUUCAUGAAUCUUCUGUUCGUUUUGUAAUAUUGAUGACGCCGUAGAAUGCAUCUAUAGCUGCUGCUCAAUUGGAUGAUGGAUUGGAGGGGGAGGUUUGUUUACUUUGUUUAAUUGUGUAUAUUUAUGUGGAGAUGCGUGUUGUGUUCAUAACAAAAAGGUAUUAUGUUCAUCAUAACUUUCCAUGGUAAACACGUGGGUGACUUCUAUGGAAUUGAUUGGGCAUAUGGUGGUGUUUGUGAUUCACCAACGCACCAGAUGGAAAAUGCCUACGGAUCAAUCGCUCAACAGAAAAAUGAUGGUGGUAUUACUAUGUUAGAAAAUCUUCAGGGGAUGGAUGUGACUAGUUUUCAAGAUGCUGUAGAGCAUUCUGUGGGAAAUAAAUGUUCAAGGGACAAGGUGAUGGGGUCUGAUGACUUGUGCUCUCUACCUACACAUCAUGAUGAAAUUCCCCUUGCAGAUAAUAUUGAAGAGAUUAAUACCAUUGAUAUUGAGCGAGGUGUGGUGCAUUCUGAUGGAGAUCAGCCUCCCAAGGAGAAGGUUGGUGCAUCUAGAAAUGCAGAGAAUGAGGUGAAGUUAUUGUUAUAUUGGCCAUAGAUAUACAUAUGUUUUAUAUUUGGUGCUAUUAACUAAUCUUUUAGAAUUAAUAUAUAUGGAGAGUUGAUGUUGUGGAAGAAAUACCAAUGGAUGAUAUCAUAGUUGCGGAUGAUCUUGCUGUUGUGCCUUCGAAAAGGGAUAAAGGGAAAAGAAAGGUGAGUGUUGUCUAGUUUAAUGGGCCAAAGAAUAAUCACUUAUGUUUAUUGGUGAACAGAUGGUUUCUGCCUCUACUAAAGAAUUUUGGAUUGGAUUGAGCCGUUUUCCCUUAGCGGUUGUGUGUGGUUGCUCGCUGCUAAUUUUAAAGGACGUUUAAUAUUUAUUGAUGAAUCUAUAUUUUUGGAUGCUGCUUCAGAAUUGUUUAUAUAUAUUUAACUUGAUAGAUUGGUGUGUUAGCAUCAGGCUUGUAAAAAAUUAAUAUGAAUGAAAUACUAAAAUGAAGAUUGUUCUAUAAAUUCAUUUAUUACUGUUCA